This is a messenger RNA of Drosophila arizonae, 416 nucleotides long. RefSeq lists its product as uncharacterized. The record is from RefSeq and is a predicted model, not a curated record. NCBI's taxonomy places the organism in Eukaryota, Metazoa, Arthropoda, Insecta, Diptera, Drosophilidae.
CAAAAAGCGCAAAGCCAAUAAUUUCAAAGUGCUGACGACCCAAAUGGAGUUGCAGUUGGGUUUAUGAUAACCAAGGCGAAGGGUGUAGGGUGAAUCUCUGACCGGCUAACACCAAUUCCAAAUGGCUAACUUCAAGACUCUAUUGCUAGUGGUAACAUUGCUGAAUUCGGGUAUUCCAGUUGCAGAAGCAGCUGCAAUUGUCGACCCUAAGCCAUCUUCGGUCUCUGCUUUGUACAACUUUCUGGAGUCCAAUCAAGACGAGCUCGGCUGGACGCAAUUCUUGCCGACAAACUUCUACUCGGAAUUGAAUCAACAACAUUAUAUGAGAUUUCGUAGGCACUCCCGGCUACAGCUAAAGGAUCUGCGACGAGCUCGCCCAUAUCCAUUUGAAUAUGCACGUUAUCUCUAAAUUAAUA